Messenger RNA from Aspergillus glaucus CBS 516.65, 772 nucleotides. RefSeq lists its product as uncharacterized. The record is from RefSeq and is a predicted model, not a curated record. The transcript is spliced from 4 exons. Lineage: Eukaryota; Fungi; Ascomycota; Eurotiomycetes; Eurotiales; Aspergillaceae. Bases 63 to 671 code for a protein of 202 amino acids.
UAUAUCCUGUCUCUUUCUUGUUCUUUUUUUACUUUCUGAAGUGCAAACUGCAACCUGAGGUGAUGAGGGAAAGCUCCAAACAUCAGACAGUUUUGCCAGAAUCAUUAUGGGCUGAUGAUUCUGUUCAACAAAAGCGCAGUGGUAAAUUUCUUACUGAGCGAGAUAAUACGGCAAGGUCCCAGAAACUCAUUGAUCGCUCAUAUCGCUUUGGAAUUCCAACAAAAGCGCACAGAAAUGGCCCGUCUCUUUCAACUUCAUAUAAUGUUGAUCAAGCAGGCUAUGGGGUGAUUGCUCUAAAGGAUGUCGAAGAAUUUCCUACUUUCCUGAUAAAGAAACGCCAAAUACCCAAGUCAUGGCCAUUUCAGGAAGCUUCGCACAAACAUCUAGUGUCAUUGACAGACUUCUACACAGAAUCCAGCUCGAUUUGUUUAGUCUAUGAGUACGUGCAUUUAGCUAUUCCACUAGGCUGCUUGGCAGGGAUCGUGGAUUUCAGUGAGGCGGAUAUAGCCACUGUUUGCAGAGAGAUUCUAGAUGGUCUCAUUUAUAUUCAUUCAAGCUCAGCAUAUUACACGGCUCGCAAACAUUGGAGACAGUAUGCUAAACAGCAACAUGCUGAGCAACUGGAAGUCAGAUGUAGCAGCCGUUGGUUUCAUUGUUAUCUGUCUCAGUGACAAAACUGCCUUGAUUUCAGGAGUCGCUCCUUUGAAAAUUGCGCUAUCAAGUCCAGCUCGUGGGUUCAUAGAAAAGUCAAAAACGGAGUCGGCUAAAGAAC